AGUUCAGGAGGAGCUAUGUCAGAAAAGAGGGAGAGUCACGUGAAUGAGCUGCUAAAACAGCUGUGUUCCCAGCAGCUCUCCGGAGUUAGUGCAGGUAGUUCGGAGAUAUCACGAGCCUAUCAGAGGUGCUGUAGAACACUGGAUACCCGUCCUUUGGUCUGCGAUGAGAACCAGGUAAAAGAAGAGAUACGAAAGAAGCUGUCCACAACCAAGGGUUACAACGUCGCUCACACCUACAUCGACUGUUAUGAUAACCUUGUCAAAUUGGAUGGCCCUAAGAACAGAGGAGGAGUGCUGUACUUCCUAACCCUACUCUCCGACUCCAAGUCUAAGAGCGACGUAGUGGCCCUACUGAAGACCAACCCUGCUUCUUCCUUCAGACAGAGCGACUCUACUGCUGUAGCUCCGUGUGUGCUUCCUAACAGGGACCUGGCUGUUAAGAACAGGAAUGAGGUGCUGGUGAAGCCGAGGUAUGCAACUGUUGUGCUCUCUCCGGAGACGUUUGAUGGUUACAGCGAGGCUGAUCUGGUCCGGGACCUUCUCUUUGUGUUUCAGGGAAUAGCUACUAACGCUAUCAGGUGGGAAGCAAGUAGGAUGUGUUACGUGCCACAGCCCGCUAUAAAACUACCUAAACCUAAGCUGGAUCUAGCGUGCAAGUUAGCAGAGCUGGGAUUCCUUUACAAACAGAUAAAGAGCUUUGUGGACCAGCGGUUAUCUGAGCAGUCGUACGGGCUGAUUGGUCAGGCGUUCUGUAGUGCGAUUAUGCAGGAGCUCAGGGAAUAUUACCGACUGAUUGCUACCUUGGAGAACCAGAACACACUAGGAAAGUUGUCUCUACACCGACUACUAGUCUGGUCACAUGACACCUUCGACCAGCUCCGACUCCUCUCCUCACUGUGUGUCCAGGCUGGCUACCUGAACGGGGGCGCCCUAGCUUCUAGUCUACACACCUUCCUGCAGUAUGGGGACCCUAACUUCCACUUACUCGUUAAGAAGGUGCUGCAUAUAACCACCCGCCCCCUGCUGGAGAUGCUGAGAAGAUGGAUCUACGAGGGAGAGUGUUGUGACGCGUACGGAGAGUUCUUCAUAACAGUGGACAGUGACACCCCUGAGGACCUGUUGUGGGAGAGCAAGUACAGUAUCAGACUGGAGAUGUUACCCAGCUUCAUAUCUAAACAGAUGGCCGAGAGGAUCCUUCUCAUCGGUAAAACUAUAAACUUUAUCCGUGUAGUGUGCCGGGACCACUCUCCCAUCAAUUUUCCUUUCUCCACGGUUGCUACAACUAACCAGGGCCUCAACGAUAUCAUCGGACCUGACCUUAACGGCCACGUCUCCGAGGUGUAUAAGAUAACGUCGUCUCAUUUGAUUGGGCUGCUGAAGAAGAAGUAUUUGUUGUGUGAGCAUCUCACUGCUAUCAGGGACUAUCUCUUGCUCGGCCAGGGUGAUUUUAUCCAACAUCUUAUGGAUCUGAUUUGUAAGGAUCUGUCCGGAUUGUCCAGUUCUCUCCAAACUUCCAUGCUCCAGUCUAAACUAGAGACCGCGCAGCGUGCAACAAACGCGCAGUACCACAACGUGGACGUUAUCCGGCGUGUGAGUGUGAUUAAGUUGGAGGAGAGUGGUGGAGAUACGGGCUGGGAUGUGUUUACUAUAGACUACGUGCUGAACUGCCCGCUCACUGUCAUUGUUAAUCAGGACAGUAGGGAAACUUACCUCUGUAUAUUCAGGAUGCUGUGGAAAACUAAGCGGAUAGAGCACGGUCUGAGGAGAAUGUGGGGCAAAACAGCCACCUGGGACAGAACACUACCCCACAUUGUGGGGGACAUCAGGGAGUUUAGACACCAGAUAAACAUAAUCUGCUGUGAAAUGCAGCACUUCAUAUCACAGGUACAAUACUACAUUAACUUUGAAGUGUUGGAAUGCUCGUGGAAGGAGUUGGAGAAUGCUGUAGACACAGCUGAGAAUCUGGACCAUAUCAUUGAGGCCCACAAGAGGUUCCUAGGGAUAGUGAGUGAGCGACUCAUGCUCAACCAGGAGCAUCUACAGGUCCUGACUAAGUUGUAUGCUAAUUAUAAGAACGCUAUUAACUUUAUGGACGCGUACGAUAAAGCUCAUGAAGUACUGAAGAAAGCGAAUAUUAUCAGAGCCAAGAGGCAUGAUAGUAUGAACUUGAAAACUAAGCAAGGAGACUGGGGAAUAAAGGCAGCUGACGAAGCAGCAAUCGUACAAGAAGACAAGGAGUUCCAAGCUCAGUUGAAAGCCAUCGCUAAAAUAUUUACUAACAAUCAAUCUACUUUCUCAACUUCUCUCCGAGACUUUCUCAUGGCUCUCUCGUUGGAGGCUGACGAUUCUAUGAAGUUUUUGUCACUGAGAAUUGAUUUCAACGAGCACUACAAGCAAAAACAUGGCAACAAUUUCAACGGCCCUUACAUUAACAGAACGAAAUCAGUUGAUGCGUGAAAUUUGUUCACGAAUAUGAACUGUUAUUAUUUCGAUAUUUUAAUACAUUAACCCGUAUUUAUAAUAUCAUGACUUUACUGUAGCUGUAGUGGAACUAAAUUGUUUUUGGUAUUUGAAGCAUUCAUUGAUAUUGACGAUAUUUUGUACAGUGUAGGAACUUUCUAUAUUUUGUAUUAACAUGUAUUACUUUAUUUCUUAUCGCUGACUAUUUGAACGAA
This is a messenger RNA of Bolinopsis microptera, 2675 nucleotides long. RefSeq names its product gamma-tubulin complex component 3-like. Gene Ontology annotation, molecular function: gamma-tubulin binding; microtubule minus-end binding. Gene Ontology annotation, biological process: cytoplasmic microtubule organization; meiotic cell cycle; mitotic cell cycle. NCBI's taxonomy places the organism in Eukaryota, Metazoa, Ctenophora, Tentaculata, Lobata, Bolinopsidae. Gene Ontology annotation, cellular component: centrosome; equatorial microtubule organizing center; gamma-tubulin complex. The transcript has 19 exons. Bases 16 to 2457 code for a protein of 813 amino acids. The record is from RefSeq and is a predicted model, not a curated record.